AUGGCGCAUGUACUUAUUUCACAGCUAUCAUUUGGAGAUUCAAACAAAAGAAUCCAUGCAAGGGUCUCCAGGCUAUGGAACUUUACUGAUCUCAACGAUGAUACAAAAAUUUUCCACACUGAUCUUGUCUUACUCGAUGAAAUAGGGACUAGCAUACAUGCCCAAAUUUAUCCCCCUAUAACAGAAAAGAUGAAACCUCUCCUUAAGGAAGAAAAGGUUUACUACAUUGACUCAUUCACUAUUAGGGCUGCAAACAGAACAUACAGGCCAGUUGCAAACAACCUAAUGAUCCUCUUCAGUAAAUGGACAACACUUGAAGAACACAUUAAUGUCCCUCCUCAUUUCCCUAGUAUUACAUUUUCACUGACACCAUUUGAAGAUGUUCCUUCGCUUGUCGAGAAGAAUUCAUUCUACGUUGACAUUAUGGGUGUGAUCACUGAAGUUGGUGCAGUCACUACUAUACGUCCUAAGUCCAGAAACGCUGAGAGCCUAAAAAGGACAUUACAGAUCCGCGAUGCAAGUAAUUCGACUCUUCCUGUCACACUCUAG
This is a messenger RNA of Oryza sativa Japonica Group (Japanese rice), 549 nucleotides long. RefSeq lists its product as uncharacterized. Lineage: Eukaryota; Viridiplantae; Streptophyta; Magnoliopsida; Poales; Poaceae. The record is from RefSeq and is a predicted model, not a curated record.